AUGGAAUAUCUGGUUCGGUUCGCCCAGCACCAUGAGACCUUCAGACGUCCGGAGCUCCAAGCCUGCGCCACUCUUGCCGGCGCCGACCUCGAUAUCAUUACCUACAGUGAAUAUUCGCCAUACUGUGUCGUAAAACUACCAGAUGAAGAUGCGGCACGCGCAGUCGCUAAGCGCAGUAUUCUGGUUAAGGAUAUCUUCGAGCUUUGGGGCGAGGGUGCCAACUACGAAGAACUACAUGCAGACAUUCGCCAACGAACGGAGCAUCGCUGGAAUGACUACAAUAACGUCCCAUUCAAGUUCACAGUUGACUACUUCUCAGGCACGCGCAGCCAAGAAAAGAAGGGAGAAAUCAUUCAAUCCUUUUCAUUCAUGGGAUUCAGAGGACCGAUUCGCCUGAAGAACCCCGAUGAGGAAUUCUACGUGAUGGAAGAGUACAUCGAUGACGUGGAAGUCGCCGCGCGGGGAGUCUCGCGAGUGGAAGAGCCACGGAAGAUCUAUCUGGGUCGGAAGCUUGGUGAAAGCUGUCGUGAGGAUGUUCUCAAAUACGACCUCAAGAAGCGUCGUUAUAUCAGCACCACUUCCAUGGAUGCGGAGUUGAGUCUCAUCACGGCCAACAUGGCUCUUGCAGCUCCCGGUAAAUUGUUCUUCGACCCAUUCGUCGGAACUGGAAGUUUCAUUCUUGCUGCUUCGCAUUUCGGAGCUCUGACCAUGGGCGGAGAUAUCGAUGGUCGUAGCUUCCGGGGCAAAGAGAGCGGGAAAUUGGGCAUCUUUGAGAACUUCGAUCAAUAUGGCAUCAAGAGCAAAUACCUUGAUACCUUUACUUCGGAUUUGACCAACACCCCAUUGCGGAGAGUCGGCGUUCUUGAUGGCAUCGUCUGCGAUCCGCCAUAUGGUGUGCGCGAAGGGCUUCGGGUUUUGGGAAAUCGCAAAGGAAAGCCUGCGGUCAAUGUGAUCAUUGAUGGCGUUCCUGCGCAUCUCCGACCCGGUUUUGUUCCUCCUAAAAAGCCUUAUGGCUUCGAGGCUUUGCAGAACGACGUCCUCAACUUCGCGGCUCGCUCGUUGGUUACCAAUGGCCGUCUCUCAAUGUGGAUGCCCACAACAAAUGACGAGAAAGUCGUGUUCCCUGUUCCUAUGCAUGAGAAUUUGGAGAUUGUCAGCAUCUCUACUCAGUCUUUCAACACUUGGUCUCGUCGACUCAUAACCUACCGCCGUUUACCAGAGGGAGAACUGUCUGAUGUCACAUUGGCCCGGAAAAACAUCGAUGACCAAGGCUAUACAGCAGAUGAUUUGAAUGCAUUCCGACGAACGCACAUGCUCAGAGGCCACGGCACCAGAGCCGCGAAGCGCUAG
This is a messenger RNA of Penicillium paradoxum, 1350 nucleotides long. Its product is annotated as tRNA (guanine-N2-)-methyltransferase. Gene Ontology annotation, molecular function: nucleic acid binding. The record is from RefSeq and is a predicted model, not a curated record. Gene Ontology annotation, cellular component: cytoplasm. Gene Ontology annotation, biological process: methylation. The transcript is spliced from 5 exons. Bases 1 to 1350 code for a protein of 449 amino acids. Lineage: Eukaryota; Fungi; Ascomycota; Eurotiomycetes; Eurotiales; Aspergillaceae.